GCAGGUGGGGGGCGUGGUCGCAGCAGCACACACUUGCACACCUGGUGGGGCAGGUAGAGGCGGUGGUGGCCGGAAACGGAAAUUGGAGCUCGCGAGAAACCCGGAAAAUACCGGAACCGACCCCCCCUUGGAGACUCUCGGGAUCGUUUGCGAAUCUUCUCAAUGACUUUCUCGUGAAGAAAUGCCUCAACCCCAGCUCCAUCCAAUGGCUAUUCCUCGUGCCCGGGGUUCCCCCCCAGCCCAUCUUCCUGCUCAGCGACAUAGCUCCCCUCCACAGAUGUCAAGUGUUCCAAGUCCCCGACGCAGGAGCCCUCCAGAAGACAUUACUUUCAUUUCAGGCUCUGCUGAAACGCCACCAGAAGAGCAACCAUGUUGUCCCCCACUCUCCCGUGCCUGGUCUGCAUACAAAUCUGUGCUCUGUUAUGUGGUGUCCUGCAGUUGUUGCCCACAGAAGGACCCUGAGGUGUAUCUUCCUUGUUCGGUGGAGGGUACAGACUGUCCGCCUGUGAAUGGGCACACUGCAAAUAGUCCUCGUAUUACCCGUUUGGGUGAAAGAAAAACAAACAUGGGUAACAGUUUUAGUUACCCAGAUCUUAAACUGAUGGGAGUACCUGUGUAUAACAGACAGCCUGGUGUCACAGAUAUAGAAACUGUAAAGGAGCCCCCUGCCCCAGUGCCACCACCAACGCUUCAUAGUUCUUCUGGGGAUUAUUACUCAUUGCGGGAGUCUGAUCCAGAGCUGUCCCGACUGAGCGGCUCCCUCUCCAGUGCAGAGAUUGAUGUGCUCAUCUGGCAUAAACUGACUGAGUUGUUUAGUCUCCAUCAGAUUGAUGAACUGGCAAGGUGUACAUCCGAUACAGUCUUCCUGGAGAAAAGCAGUAAAAUCACAGAGUUAAUUAGCAGUCUAACACAGGACUACCAACUGCAAGAACAAGAUGCUGAGUGCAGGCUAGUGAGAGGGAUCAUCCGCAUCAGUACUCGCAAGGUCCGACAACGUGGAACCUCCACCCGCGGUGGGGAAAAGGGUACAGGGCAACAGCAGAACAGCCGCAACGGAGGCAAAGCACCGGACAGUGGCAAUGAAAGCAUGCAAGAAUCUGGACUUACUAGCCAGGAUGAUCUGGAUGUGAAGAUUUCACAAGAAACGUCAUCAGAUCUCGUGGCUCGAAAUUUGAGGAGAUAUAGCGCCCCAGAAACACUUGCUCUCCCUUCCAGAAAGAUGACUCCCUACCAGAUACAGAGACAGACUCUUCAGGUACCCCUCUACUCAAAGUUUAUUGUUGAUUUCCUGGAAAGCAUCGUGCUGCAGCAUCUUCUGUCCAUUGGGUGGAGAGGAAUGUCAUGGUUUUCUUUUGGAUUAACCACUGGAGUAGUUACUGCUGAACAUUCUAACUAUUUUACACAUUGAAUACUGUUGGAUUCUUCAGGGGAAGAACUUUUUUCAGCCUUGCGCCAUUCGCAAUAUUGACAUUGGGGAUUAUACAUGAACAAUGUAUCCUUUUUCAGACUCCAGUGUUGGAACUUGUACUAUAUGUCAUUUAAAUGGUGAUCAUUUUUAAAAUGUAAUUUGUUCACUUGAACAUUUUGUAGGUCUCUCUUCAGUGCUUUAUGUUGCUUUCUUUUCCUAUCAUGUAACAUGAAAUGUGUUGGUUGUUUUAAAUGUUGUGACUGAUCUACACCUGUAUAUAAAAGAUAUAAAUAUGUAAUUAGGUGACCCAGCCUCUAAAAUAUAUAAUGUGAUUGGGGAAAAAGUAA
Messenger RNA from Rana temporaria (common frog), 1755 nucleotides. RefSeq names its product keratinocyte differentiation factor 1 (gene KDF1). Gene Ontology annotation, biological process: regulation of epidermal cell division; keratinocyte development. Gene Ontology annotation, cellular component: cell junction. The transcript has 5 exons. The record is from RefSeq and is a predicted model, not a curated record. The coding region runs from base 182 to 1408 and encodes 408 amino acids. Lineage: Eukaryota; Metazoa; Chordata; Amphibia; Anura; Ranidae.